This is a messenger RNA of Rubroshorea leprosula, 1401 nucleotides long. The record is from the annotation of a GenBank genome assembly. Lineage: Eukaryota; Viridiplantae; Streptophyta; Magnoliopsida; Malvales; Dipterocarpaceae.
GCCCAUACAACUCUCCUUCAAAGGAAAUAACCGUUGUUACACUCAAAGAAUCCCCGGAGAAUUCUACUGAAUCACACUAUAUUACACGGUUUUUCUUUACUUUUUUCUGCUCGUUCUGUUGACGCAAGUGAAGGGUUUAAGGGUGUCCUUCUUUUCAUCCGAAGAGGGUCUUUCUUUGCUUGCUGGAUCCGAGGCUUCUCAGCUCAAAGCUUAGAGAGCUUCAAGGUUCAUGCUUCCAAUCUGUAAGUAUUAAGAAAUAGAAUCUGUUCCUUUCAAGAGAAUCUAGCUAGAUUGAUUGAGAUGAGGAAUGCUCUCCCUCCACCGGUGUCCUCACAGUUCUACAGCGUUGAAAAUGAUGAAGUUCAGAUGCCAAAUUUGGAUGUCAUUAUGCAGAUGGAAAGCAAGGGAAAUGUUUAUGGGGAUGCUUUUUCUAUGGAGUCCAAAGUAUUCAGCAGCAGCUACCAGCUAAAUGAGUCCUUUUCCAUUCCUUAUGUGACCCCUUUCGUCUAUCAACAAGAUUAUCAAUCUGGCAACCUCAGCUGUGAUAACAUUUCCCAACAGUCAAGUUUGCUUGCCACUGAUCCUGCAUUUCUACAGUUUGAAUGGGAUAUUAAGAACAUACAGAAUGCAAGGAAAUGUCCAGUUGGGGUUAGUGAUCUGUUGCCGCCCUUGAAUGUGAUCAGUGGUUUGGUUGAAAACAAUACCAAUUUAAAUGAGAAGAAGGAGAAUAGGAAAAGGAAAGUGUCUGCUUUUGAACCACAGCAACCUUAUCAACUCAUGGGAGCAUUGGCAGAAAUCAGAGAGCAAAGGUUGCAGGUGCCGCUGAGGAGAAGCCAAAAGCUAAGUGACAAGAUCACAACUCUUCAAAAGCUGGUUUCCCCAUAUGGCAAGACUGACACAGCUUCAGUACUUCAAGAGGCCUCUCUGUAUAUCAAGCUUCUUCAAGAACAAAUCCAGAACUUGUAUAAGAUGCUUAGUAGCUCGUAUAGUAGUGCUGCAGUACUUCAGACACAGGAAACUGGAAGCAAAGAGCAAAAUUUGAGAAGCAGAGGACUAUGUUUGGUUCCCCUCAAAUUUACACAGAAAGUGACGAAGGAAGAGCAAAUAAAUUACAAUGCCAUUUUGAGAAAAGCCAUCACACCUGCUAAUUUUUAAUUCUGCAUACCCCUAGCUAUCAUGGCCAUUUAUAGUUAAACUUUUACUUUUAUUCUUCUUUCCAGUUGUACCUUUCAUUUUUAUGAUAAAAAUUUAGAAUAGACGUACUGUUCAGAGAAAUGCCUUUCUCCUCUGUUUGCUACUUUUAUCAUUGGCUGAUGUAUUGUUUUUCAGAGAAAUGCAAUUUGCUCAAUUUAUUCUUCUUGGUUGUUCAAGAUACAAAAGUAAUAUAACGUUCAAAAGUAA